UUUUUAAGCAUCUUUCUUUUUAUUAAAGUCUCUUUCCAUAACACAUUGAUAGGGAGGGAGACAGAGAGAGUUUUUGUUAUUAACGGCAUUAGCAAUAAUGGGUUGCUUCAGUUUUGGCAGUUCAAAAACCCCAUCCUCCAUGAAAGCCUCCUCAUCUUCGUCAACAUCAGAAGGUGUUGGAGAAAAUUCACAGCCCAAAAAUCUCAGACAAGAAAUCUUACUGCAGAUCCCAGGAUGCAGAGUUCAUCUGAUGGAUGAAGGAGAAGCUGUAGAACUUCUCAGUGGGGAGUUCAUGCUGCUGAGAAUCUUCGACCAAGAUAUUUGUCUUGCUACCAUAGUGAAAGUUGGAGAAGAUCUUCAAUGGCCAUUGACCAAAGAUGAGCCAGUAGUGAAGCUUGAUUCUCUCAGCUAUCUGUUUACGUUGCCUAUGAAAGAUGGUGAUCCCUUAAGCUAUGGUGUGUCUUUUCCAGAGCACUAUGGUGGUAGUUUGGGGUCACUGGACUCGUUCUUGAAGGAACACUCUUGCUUUACCGGCUUGACAUCGAACAAGAGUAAAGGUGUUGAUUGGAAAGAGUUUGCUCCGAGGGUUGAAGACUAUAACAACUUUUUGGCUAAGGCAAUUGCUGGAGGGACUGGUCAGAUUGUCAAGGGGAUCUUCAAAUGUAGCAAUGCUUACACCAACCAGGUCCAGAAGGGAGGGGAAAUGACUUUAGCUGGUGGUUCUGAGUAUGGAAAUGGUGUCACAAGGAAAGCAAAUGAUAGCAGCAUUAAGAAUUCUGGUACAACAAAGAAGAGUGGACUCAACAAAAACUUGAAACGUGUGAAAAAGUUAUCAAAGAUGACUGAGAAGCUAAGCAAAGCAAUGCUUGAUGGGGUUGGUGUCGCAACCGGAGCAGUGAUGGCACCUGUGGUUAAAUCCAAAGCAGGAAAGGCAUUCCUAUCCAUGGUUCCAGGAGAGGUCCUCUUAGCUUCACUUGAUGCUGUCAAUAUCGUUUUAGAUGCAGUUGAAGUAGCAGAAAAACAAGCUUUUUCUGCCACCUCCACAGCAACAACUAGAAUGGUCAGCAACAGGUUUGGGGAAAGUGCAGGGGAGGCCACAGGGGAUGCGCUUGCAACAGCAGGGCAUUGUGUUAACACUGCCUGGAACAUCUCUAAGAUACGCAAGGCAAUCAAUCCUUCAUCAUCUGUCACCAAUGGAGUUUUAAAAAGUGCUGCAAAAAAUAGAAAAAGUAAAUCUUAAAGAGCCAUUUUAACAUAGUGAACAACAUGUUUCGUGGGUGUGAAACUUAACAUGGGUUCGAAUCAGCUUGUGCUGUGUUGCAACUUGUAAGGCAUUUGCAAUAUUCUCUUUUCUUUUUAGUAAACUAAUUUCUUGUCUAA
Messenger RNA from Ziziphus jujuba (common jujube), 1380 nucleotides. Its product is annotated as senescence/dehydration-associated protein At4g35985, chloroplastic. The transcript is spliced from 5 exons. Gene Ontology annotation, cellular component: plasma membrane. The record is from RefSeq and is a predicted model, not a curated record. The coding region runs from base 98 to 1240 and encodes 380 amino acids. NCBI's taxonomy places the organism in Eukaryota, Viridiplantae, Streptophyta, Magnoliopsida, Rosales, Rhamnaceae.